This is a messenger RNA of Lycium barbarum (goji berry), 1175 nucleotides long. RefSeq names its product plasmodesmata-located protein 7-like. The transcript is spliced from 3 exons. Lineage: Eukaryota; Viridiplantae; Streptophyta; Magnoliopsida; Solanales; Solanaceae. Gene Ontology annotation, cellular component: plasmodesma. The coding region runs from base 111 to 953 and encodes 280 amino acids. The record is from RefSeq and is a predicted model, not a curated record.
AAGAACACAUGAACCUUGCACUGUUGCUUAAAUACUCUUGAGUCUCCUCACAAAUACAUCUCUCUCUCUCUCCCCUCACUCACACACACACUCCAUCUCAAAUUUCAAACAUGGCCACAAAACUCCAUUUUCUUUUCACUCUCAUAGCCAUUAUUUCCCUUUCUUUCUUCUCUCAUUUCACCUCCUCAGACUCCUCCGUAGACACUUUCGUCUACGGCGGUUGUUCACAAAUUAAAUACUCACCAGACUCACCUUACGAAUCGAACCUCAACUCCCUCCUCACGUCCCUAGUUAACUCAGCAACAUAUUCAUCGUACAACAAAUUCAAUAUCAUGGGCUCAACAAAACAAGACAUUUUAUAUGGCCUUUACCAAUGUCGCGGUGACUUAUCGAUGCCCGAUUGUGCCACUUGUGUGGCCAAAGCAGUGAGUUCAAUUGGCCAACUUUGUUCACAAAAUUGUGGUGGUGCAUUACAAUUACAAGGGUGUUUUAUCAAGUAUGACAACACUUCAUUUCUUGGUGUUGAGGACAAGACUUGUGUGUUGAAUAAAUGUGGGCCAUCUAAUGGGCUUGAAGGGGAUUCUAUGGGCCAUGUUUUGACAAGCUUAAAUGGGGCUGGUGGGCUUUAUAGAGUUGGUGGAUCAUCAGAUGUACAUGGUGUGGCCCAAUGCGUUGGUGAUUUAAGUAUGGGCCAAUGUCAAGAUUGUUUAUCAGAGGCAAUCGGACGGUUGAAAAAUGAGUGUAGUGGUGCUGCCUAUGGGGAUAUGUUCUUGGGUAAAUGCUAUGCUAGGUUUGUUACUAGUGGAGCUCAUUUUGAUGCCAAAUCUAAUCAUGGUUCUCAUUUUGAGAAUGAAAAAACAUUUGCUCUUAUCAUUGGAUUAUUAGCUGGGGUUGCUAUUCUCAUCGUUUUCUUAACUUUCAUAAGAAGAAUAUUUGGACGAAACGGUAAAUAAAGAAUACACAAAUGAUCAGCGUCAACUUGCAUUGUUUGCUUGAUUUUUCUGUUGUCUUUUCAAAUUAAAGAGGAUUAAUGCAUAUAGGCUGCAUUGAAAUCUGAAAAAGGAGGAAGAGAACUUUAACAGAGUGACAUUGUCUAGAGAUGUAAAGAAAUUGCAUAUGCUUUUGUGAAGUUCAUUUGGAUGUGUUUCAAUGUGAGACAUUUGAUUUGAUUAUAA